AAAGACCCAAGUUCGGCCGAUUUUCAUAUUAUAUCCGAUUUAAUCGGGCGAACUUAGUUGGGGAAAGGUGGGCUUGGAGGAUGUGAAAGGCCGACUUGGCGCUCCCUCCGCCAAAAUAGCGAUGGCGCUAUUUACACAAUACUUUAAGACGACAUUUCAGAUCACUGUAAUUAUCAAUUGUCCUUCUCUACGGAUAAUCCCUGGCCUUCAUAUAAUGAGUUCAUCACAUGGGAAGAACAGAUUGACAUAGAAGUGAACGAUGGUGCAGCCUGAGCUACAUGACAUUGGUCGAAGCAGAGAGAGCCAUCGUUAAGGAACUGUGUCCACAAAAAGCGUUGCCCCCAAUGUCUUCACUAUCCCAUAUUUUCAGGCGUCCGUCAAGGUUCUCUCAUGACACAACAUUCCGGCCUCUCCCACAACCCUUGUCGUCUCAUCCUCGCAAUCAUAAUAGAAGGGAAAGGGAUUUCAGGCUCAUGAAACGCCCCUCGCGACUGAUGUAGUGUCAAUUAAUCGUGGAGAAGAAUAAGAGGACAAUGGGUCGCACAGAGCCAACAGUAGUGAAACCACCCGCAGCAUUCCGCCGCGACGCCCGCGCAAAGCGAGCCCGAGCCACCGUCAACAAGGUGAUUCCCGCGCUGCUAUCAGCGCAUCCGCGCGCACGUCGCGGCAUCGAGCGCUCCGAGCUCAUCGUGGACCCACCACGGCUCGGAAGAGACCAACUUGGAACCAACCUUCACGAAGGAAAGCCCGGCGAGGAAGGUCCUGGCUUAGAUGCUGCUGUUCAGGAUGGGCGCAAAGCGAGGGGUGGUGGACGGCGGAAGACGAACAGCGAGCCUAAGGCUAUCAUCACGAACGACACCAGCAACAGCCGGGUAAAGAAAGAAAGCGGCGAGGAUGAUGACGCCUCCAACGGUCUGCGCAUCACCUUGUGCGUGGGUGAUACCCUAGCCGCUGCACAUUCGCUCCUCAAUUCUUCAGGGCCAUCUCCUUCUUCUUUUCCGUCUACACAGCAGCAAGACCAUCAACAACGCAGUCACGACGAGCGUGUAAUAGGUAAGAGUGCCAGGCUGAAGAAAGUCGGCAUCCUAAACAUGGCCUCCCCGCUCUCGCCAGGCGGCGGCUUCCUCAACGGCGCAACAAGCCAGGAGGAGUCCCUAUGCAUGCGCACGACGCUCUUACCUGCCCUCCGCGACGAGUUCUACCGAUUACCUGAGCUCGGGGUGGUGUACACGCCUGAUGUGCUCGUGUUCCGGGCUCCUGCUGGCCUUUCUAAUGAUGUGAGCAGUACAGGAGGAGGAGAAGCGGGAGAUCUUAGCGAUGACCGCGAUAUCCUUCCUAAAACCGAGCGAUGGCACGUCGACGUCGUAAGCGCCGCUAUGCUCCGCCUCCCUGAGACGGAAGACGGCGCGUACGCGAAUCCGGCUGACCGCGAGCUCGUACUGCGCAAGAUGCGCGCUGUGUUACGCGUUUUCGCCGCGAAAGGGUGCGCGCGGAUCGUCCUUGGGGCGUGGGGAUGCGGUGCCUAUGGGAAUCCCGUUGCGGAGAUUGCGAGGGCGUGGAGGAGGGUUUUAGGGCCCGAGCAUGGUAUACCUGGACCUGAUGGAGAAGGGAAUGCGGAUAGAGAUGACGCACAAAGGCAGGAGAAUAGAGAGAAUAAGCGUAACGGGACGAACGACAAGAAAUCCCGAAGGAAGAAGAAGAAUGAUAAUCACGAGCCGUGGGGCACAUUCUUCGAAGAAGUCAUCUUCGCCGUCAAAGACGGAAAUCUAGCUACGUCUUUUGCGCGCGCGUUCGGCGAGGACGUUAUGCACUUGCCUCCUGCCUCAUUGUCCGGCGAUGAUCACGGUGACGGCUCUUUAUCUUCUACGGUGGGUGAUGAACUAGAUCCCGUGGAAGUAGCACGUGUAAGCGAACUCCGGGGGAAAAUAGCGCAGCUCGAGGCGCAGAUCGAGGAGACGAGGAGUCUGCAGAUGCGCGGUGGGCUGGAGAGCGUGCUGGCGAAUCUGAGGAGGCAGCUUCCUGGCGGCGAUGACGACAAUGAAGAAGGCUCUGUCGUUUCGGGGCAGGGAUCUUCCAGUGAGGGAGACGAGGUUGUGGUGACAGAUGUGUCAGAGUAGAGAUAAUAUUGUAUCGUAUCAAAGCUGGACGAGACAUUCAUUAAUGUCACGAUCAUGAUAAUGACGUUUAACGACUAGAAGUAUUCGAUAUGUCAUGAUGAUAUCCCGAUUCGAUAGGAGUGAGAUUAAAGCACGAGAAUAUGUAUUGAUUGUAGAGCAUCCAUGAUAUCACAAUUAGC
Molecule: messenger RNA, 2296 nt
Organism: Xylaria bambusicola
Lineage: Eukaryota; Fungi; Ascomycota; Sordariomycetes; Xylariales; Xylariaceae
Exons: 2
Coding region: 534-2117 (527 amino acids)
Source: RefSeq, a predicted model, not a curated record